Melampsora larici-populina 98AG31 is the source of this 741-nucleotide messenger RNA. RefSeq lists its product as uncharacterized. The transcript is spliced from 9 exons. The coding region runs from base 1 to 741 and encodes 246 amino acids. NCBI's taxonomy places the organism in Eukaryota, Fungi, Basidiomycota, Pucciniomycetes, Pucciniales, Melampsoraceae. The record is from RefSeq and is a predicted model, not a curated record.
AUGUUGGGUUCUAAAUAUCAAUCAUUCCUUUACUUUCAAGUGAUCAAUUUCUUACUAUCAACAAACCCAAGUCUUUGUUCACCAAACGGUGUGAGUACACAAGAAUGUGGUACUUUCUUUGGUCCUGUAUCCCUUUCAGACAAUACUCAAUUCUAUUGUCGUAAUUCAGGUUCAUAUUUAUAUAAAUGUGAAAAACCUACGUUUUUACCUAAUGCCGAGAAUUGUAGACCUUACAGCAAUCCCAAGAAUUUAGCAAGUCCAGUUUCACAAGAUGGAGAUCCUGAAAGCGUAACCUGUCUUGCUUAUGAAACACGUUAUCCUGAUAGUGCUCCAGCUUAUAUGGAUUGUUUAAGUAAUUGGAAAUCUACCUAUAGAUGUGACCCACCUGGUAAAACAUUAAUGACUGCUCAAAACUGUUUGAUGGCCGAUGGCGUACAAGUACCCAAUACAAAGAACCUCAAACAACAUGAUCAAGCUCAGAGUAAACUAUUCAUUAUUCCAAAGAUUGUUGAGGUAGUCCAGGUCUAUGAAGAUACUACUGACAAUAAGAGAACUGUGAAAAAGUUUCUAUAUCAAAAUUCAACAGCACCUAGUCCUACAGUGCCUGUCACUCAUGAACACCUUCAGUUGAGUGUGGCUUGGACAGAAUUGGCCACAGAGGAAUAUGCUGACAUGAUUCACAAUUCCAAUUCACAUCAAAGUAGCCUCAUGGAAGCUAAAACUUCAAAGAAGAAACCUUAG